Cynoglossus semilaevis (tongue sole) is the source of this 2821-nucleotide messenger RNA. It is a transcript of the gene dym, whose product is annotated as dymeclin. NCBI's taxonomy places the organism in Eukaryota, Metazoa, Chordata, Actinopteri, Pleuronectiformes, Cynoglossidae. Gene Ontology annotation, cellular component: Golgi apparatus. Gene Ontology annotation, biological process: Golgi organization. The record is from RefSeq and is a predicted model, not a curated record. The transcript is spliced from 18 exons. Bases 367 to 2370 code for a protein of 667 amino acids.
UCUCUCCUGUGUCAGCACACGAAGGGCCUCUGCACUCUAUCAGCUCUAUUUCUAUCUGCAACGUCACUGACGUUGAAACGUCAUCACGCAAGGGGUGGCGACGUGUAAAACAUGGAGGAAAAGAGUGUGUAGAGUAAACUUACUAGCCUCAAAUUUUACGUAAUUUCACGUAUUUGACUUCGUUUAUUACUGCCCAUAAAGACAUUUGGAACUUCAAGAAUUAAUGUAAAGAUAGUGUCAUCCGUUUACAACCCUGAGAGCCGAAGAGUUGAGGAAACUACAAAAAGCUUUUAUGACAGGGUUUGGUAUGUGCCUGGUGACUACACAGUGAAGGGUGGUGAGUCUGGCUAAGGGGAGCCAGUAGCGAUGGGAGCCAACACCAGCCAGGUCAGUGACCUGUCUGAUAACGAAAACCUCCAGAGGCUGGUGGGCACAGAGUCCAUUUCAGAGAAUGAUCCAUUCUGGAACCAGCUCAUCUCCUUCACCUUCAUCAGUCCCACGAGCAGUGGAGACUCCAAGUUGCUUGAAGAGGCAGUCAUUCCUUUGGCCAAAAUUCUCAUUGAAAACAAUCCCAGGACUGGGAACUUUGGCGCUCUGGUGAGAGUUUUCCUGGGAAGAACCAAAGAACUUAAAAUCUCUACAGAAUGCCAAGAUCAGCUGUUCAUCUGGCAAGCCCACAAUGCACUGUUCAUGAUUCGCUGCCUGCUUAAGGUGUUCAUCUGGCAGAUGGGUGAGGAGGAGCUGCACCAGCAGUUUACCUACCAGGAGAGGGCACCAGGCUCCUGUGGAGGUAAAGAAGACCUUCUGGAGGAGCUGUUGUCCAACCUCGUCCACCUGAUCGUUGAAGUCCCCCUGCUAGACAUCACCUACAGCAUCCUCUUUGAAGCGGUGACCACCCUCCUGGUUUUCUUCUCCUACCAACUCUUCCAGAAAGAAAUCCUCCGAGAUGGCAAAAUCUACCAGCACAUCAUGAAGGGCAGAUGUUUGUCUUUAACCAGUCGACUGGUGAAGACUCUGCUCUAUAACUUCAUCAGACAGGAGAAGUGUCCUCCUCCAGCCACACACAUCUUUGAACCCAAAGCUGAAAGCGGCCUCCUUUACGGUCUGGCGUCUGGGGUGGCAAGCGGUCUGUGGAGUGUCUUCACGUUGGGUGGAGCUGGCAGUAAAGCAGGACUGGACCAGGAACACGACCCCUUACCGUUGUCUAACCAGAGCCUUUUGUUACUGCUGGUCUUGGCUAAUCUGACAGAUGGACCCGACUGGCCCAACCCUUACCGCCAGGCCAUCACGUGUUUCAGAAACACACAGGACACGUCGUCGUUGUCCAUGGAGCAGCCGCACGCCUUUCAGAUCAACUUCAACAGUUUGUACACGGCGCUGUGCGAGCAGCAGCGCUCCGAUCAGGCCACCUUACUGCUCUACACCCUGCUGCACCAGAACGCUAACAUGAGGACGUAUAUGCUGUCCAGAACUGACAUGGAUAAUCUGGUGUUACCUAUCCUGGAGAUCCUGUACCACGUAGAGGAGAGAAAUUCUCACCAUGUCUACAUGGCCCUCAUUAUUCUCCUCAUCCUCACUGAGGAUGAUGCCUUUAAUCGCUCCAUCCACGAGGUGGUGUUGAAGAACGUCUCAUGGUACACGGAGAGAUCGCUGACAGACAUCUCUCUGGGCAGUUUGCUCAUCCUGGUGGUAAUUCGCACCAUCCAGUUCAACAUGACGAGGACCAGGGAUAAAUACCUCCACACCAACUGUCUGGCUGCACUGGCCAACAUGUCGGCCCAGUUCCGAUGUCUGCACCAGUACGCUGCCCAGCGCAUCAUCAGUUUAUUUGCUUUGCUUUCCAAAAAGCACAACAAGGUUCUGGAGCAGGCAACACAAAGUCUCCGAGGCAGACAGGGAGACAACACAGCCCUGCCUGACUAUGCCCAGGACCUGAAUGUGAUCGAGGAGGUGAUCCGCAUGAUGUUGGAAAUCAUCAACUCCUGUCUGUGCAACUCAUUACACCACAACCCCAACCUGGUCUACGCACUGCUCUACAAGAGGGAGCUUUUCGAGCAGUUCAGGAUGCACCCGUCCUUUCAAGACAUCAUGCAGAACCUGGACACGGUGAUCGGCUUCUUCAGUCAGCGUCUGGAGCAGGCUGGAAGUGACCUGUCGGUUGAGAGGGUUCAAGAGGUCAUCAUGAAAGGAGCUCAGGCCCUGCCCACAGACAGACUGAAGAAAUUUCCUGAGCUGAAGUUCAAGUACGUGGAGGAAGAUCAGCCGGAAGACUUCUUCAUCCCUUACGUCUGGUCCCUGGUCUUCAACUCUGGUGUGGGUCUCCACUGGAGCCCACAAGGCAUCGAGCUGUUCAGCAUGGACUCCGGCUGAAACACCUGCUGCAGCCGACGGCAUAUCUCCUUCCACUUCACAUACACUGGUUAACAUUUCACACAGCAGCUCCGUCUCCCGUGCAGCCAUGUUCCUGUCGUAAACACCUGUUUAACACCGGCCUUCGCGUCACACGCUGGUUUCGCCUCUUCUGUAAAAACCGUCCGUUUUUAUCAGGAGCUCAGGAUGGCUGCGAUGGAUAAUCCUGCUUUUUUAUUUUCUUUCUGGCUCAUUAAAAAAAGGUCAAUUGUUAGAAAUGCCCCCAGGAAACAGUGAUCACAUGGGUCUUUUACUGCUGCACUGAAUGACUGCAGUAUUUCAUGAAAAUAAAGCCGCACCAUAUAAGGCCCCCCACCCCUCCCCCCAACCCGUAGUUAGGUUCAAUGGAUGUUUGAAAAUGCAUCACAUUAGACUGCACUGAACAGUCGGAAUAAGUGCGUGUGUGCAUUUU